AUGCAUUCAUACAGGAAGCUCAAAGAACUCUACCCUCAAAUGAGUCUUCGAGCGCUCAAGGAAUUCUACGGACAUUCUGUCAUCCGACAAAUUAGCUUUACCCACCAACAUGGUACGAAUUUCACAGCUUUCAAGCAGAAAUUCGACCCGAAGAGUUUGAUGUCUAGUUCAAGAAUAAAUGUGACGGAACUGAACCAAAUCGACUUGGCCGAAUUCAUGAUCAACACCCUCCCAAACUACUUGAUGGUCCAUUGCGUGCUAGAAUUCCUCGACUGCCGAUUUCUCUGGGAAAAAGUCUUUUCCAUGAACGGAUUGUGCUACAGAUUUGAUGUUCAAAAAGCCAUCGAGCGCCACAACGAGCUCCAUCUGAGCACCGCAAAUGGCGGAAAACUCAGCAAGUAUGAGAAGAAGCAAAUGGAAACAAUUCAGAAGCUGAUGACGCUCAAGUACUGGAAAAACUUUUCGUUCGUCAUCGGUUUGAACAAGUCUGACAAUACAUAUGGCUGGAAUGUUGCUCAAAGUCCCCUGUACAUGCGAAUAUCGCAUUAUCAAAAUCGAUAUGAAUUCGCAGAUAUCAUACCGUUGUCUAAGACGUUGAUUCCUACGAUUUUAAUCAGGACGGUUAAAACAGAGUUCCACGCAAGUCCCUACACAGACUGCGUGCAAGAUCUGCCCGAGUAUCACUGCGCCAAUUAUUCUGAGCCAGUUGGCCAGAGUUUCGCCAACGUCAGCGACAAAUGCUACGAUGAGAGCGUCUGCAAGAUGAAGAUUGCUGUCAAGACCAUUUUGGAAGAGUGUGAAUGUGCGCCGACGUAUUUGGGCUCGCAUAAAAAUAAAUCAUGGCUGGAAUAUCUUCAGUCAGAAGAGGCGCUGGAAGGACCUGAUCAACCAGUUUUCAGGACGAAUGUUUCAAGAUCCUGCAACUUUUUGGAUCACUCAACCUGCAUCGCUUUUCUAAUGCAAAAUCCGGAAGCGCACAUUUCGCCGAGCUCUGAAAAGAUGCACACUUGCAAGCCAAACUGCCAGACCCGAAUUCAUGAUCAACACCCUCCCAAACUACUUGAUGGUCCAUUGCGUGCUAGAAUUCCUCGACUGCCGAUUUCUCUGGGAAAAGUCUUUUCCAUGAACGGAUUGUGCUACAGAUUUGAUGUUCAAAAAGCCAUCGAGCGCCACAACGAGCUCCAUCUGAGCACCGCAAAUGGCGGAAAACUCAGCAAGUAUGAGAAGAAGCAAAUGGAAACAAUUCAGAAGCUGAUGACGCUCAAGUACUGGAAAAACUUUUCGUUCGUCAUCGGUUUGAACAAGUCUGACAAUACAUAUGGCUGGAAUGUUGCUCAAAGUCCCCUGUACAUGCGAAUAUCGCAUUAUCAAAAUCGAUAUGAAUUCGCAGAUAUCAUACCGUUGUCUAAGACGUUGAUUCCUACGAUUUUAAUCAGGACGGUUAAAACAGAGUUCCACGCAAGUCCCUACACAGACUGCGUGCAAGAUCUGCCCGAGUAUCACUGCGCCAAUUAUUCUGAGCCAGUUGGCCAGAGUUUCGCCAACGUCAGCGACAAAUGCUACGAUGAGAGCGUCUGCAAGAUGAAGAUUGCUGUCAAGACCAUUUUGGAAGAGUGUGAAUGUGCGCCGACGUAUUUGGGCUCGCAUAAAAAUAAAUCAUGGCUGGAAUAUCUUCAGUCAGAAGAGGCGCUGGAAGGACCUGAUCAACCAGUUUUCAGGACGAAUGUUUCAAGAUCCUGCAACUUUUGGAUCACUCAACCUGCAUCGCUUUUCUAA
Oikopleura dioica is the source of this 1776-nucleotide messenger RNA. Lineage: Eukaryota; Metazoa; Chordata; Appendicularia; Copelata; Oikopleuridae. The record is from the annotation of a GenBank genome assembly.